CAUGACAUUUCUCAUCCUAAAAAUUUUGUUUAUUGACGAGCGCUUGAUCAAGAGAAAUUUAUUUGAUUUUGGCCGAAUAUCGAGGCAAAUAGACGCGAUGGCGGAUAAUAAAAGUGAAUUGUUAGCCGUGAUGCAGCUGCUGAGGAAAUAUAAUUUAAAAGGGACCGAGGAUAUUUUGCGGCAAGAAGCAAACUUGGCCGAUGUUCCGGAAAACAUACAGACCGAAUCGGAAGUGAGUAGCGUUCUAGCAGCCUAUAAAAGCGAAGGCGAUCCACUCACCUAUGAGACGGCCUAUUUGGAACUGCGCCACCUCGUCGACGAAUCACUUGACAUAUACAAACACGAAUUGGCUAUGAUCCUGUAUCCAGUUUUCGUUCACAUGUACCUUGAACUGGUUUACAACAAUCAUGAAGCCCAGGCCAAAAAGUUGAUGGAGAAAUUCGGACCUGAGCAGGAGUACUACUAUCAAGAUGACAUUACCAGGCUAGCGAUAGUCACCAAACGUGACGAAAUGAGUGGAAACGAUCUCACCGAUACCUUCAAAUCGAAUGAAUUCAUCAUACGAAUAUCGCGGGACACAUUGUCACUGUUGAAGCGACACUUGCAGGAGAAGAAACAGUCCGUCAUAAUGAACAUCGUAAACGAACAUCUGUACUUCGACCUGUAUGAAGGUGUCGCAAGGAACAAGACCCAAUGUGAGGCCACUGCCGGUGCGAUGACGGGCGAGGCUAGACGACAGGAUAACAAAGUGAAAGUGUACUACGGCCUGUUGAAGGAACCAGAUUUCAAUACAUUCUUGGAAACUAAACCGGAGGAGGAGGAUGAUCUGGAUCCGGAUGCGCCCGAUAAACCGAAAAAGAAGAAAGCGAAGAAGGAUCCACUGUUUUCGAAAAAGUCAAAGACAGAUCCGAAUGCACCGGCCAAUGAUCGAAUGCCGUUGCCGGUACUGAAAGACAUCGAUAAGCAGGAAAAGAUAAAAUCGCUGCGUGAAGCAUCGAAACGGGUUUGCUUGAGUGCCGACACUUUGCCGUCAGUGUGCUUCUAUUCGAUAUUGAAUGCUGUUCAUAGUGUGACUUGUGCCGAAAUAUCUGACGAUUCCAGUCUCAUAGCCAUUGGAUUUGCGGAUUCAAUCAUUAAAAUAUGGUCAUUGACCCCGUCAAAGCUACGCGAAAUGAAGCCAGCCGAACAGUUGAAAGAUAUCGACCGUGAUGCUGACGAUGUCUUAGUCCGUAUGAUGGACGACCGAACAGCCGAAACAUGCCGUACAUUUUUGGGUCACAAUGGACCGGUGUAUCGUUGCUCGUAUUCGCCCGAUAAGACUAUGAUGCUAUCGUGCUCGGAAGAUACAACCAUUCGCUUAUGGUCGCUGCACACAUGGACGUGUGUGGUUGUGUACCGUGGACAUCAGUAUCCGAUUUGGGAUAUUCGGUUCUCGCCGCAUGGUCACUACUUCGCUACAUGUUCGCAUGAUAAAACGGCUAGAUUAUGGGCGACGGACAAUAAUCAGCCGUUGCGCAUAUUCGUUGGACAUUAUUCGGAUGUUGAUUGCGUCCUAUUUCAUCCAAAUUCCAACUACAUCGCAACAGGUUCCAGUGAUCGAACGGUUCGCUUAUGGGACUGCGUCUCUGGAAACUAUCUCCGUUUAAUGACCGGUCACAAGGCACCGAUCUACUCACUGGCAUUUUCAAUGUGCGGUCGAUUCUUAGCGUCUGGUUCAGCUGACAAUCGAGUCCUAAUCUGGGAUCUGGCACAUGGUCAUCUGAUUGCAGCGUUUUGCGGUCACACCGGAACGGUGCAUUCGUUGUGUUUCAGUCGGGACGGCACGAUAUUGGCAACUGGUUCCCUCGACUGUACGUUACGGCUGUGGGAUUUCACAAAGCUUUGCGAGGACAUCAACGGGGAAAAUGUUAACGUUUCGCAUAAUCCUGAUGUUCGUGACGGUGAACCGUAUCUGCUGCGAAGCUUUCCGACAAAGUCAUCGCCAUUCAUUGCGCUGCAUUUUACGCGUCGUAAUUUACUGCUAGCUGUAGGUAUGUUCGAGGGGAGUCAACAAUAGUUUUCGUUCGUUUGGUCCAAUUUUUGUCAGAAAAAUCAUUGCAUUGUCCAAGACGGUACAGUGUGGCAGUUUAGUCGCACUGACUAAAUGAUGAAGAAAUAAAAACCUUUUUUUUGUAAGAAA
Molecule: messenger RNA, 2179 nt
Organism: Bradysia coprophila
Lineage: Eukaryota; Metazoa; Arthropoda; Insecta; Diptera; Sciaridae
Gene: Taf5
Product: TATA-box binding protein associated factor 5
Biological process (GO): transcription initiation at RNA polymerase II promoter
Cellular component (GO): transcription factor TFIID complex
Molecular function (GO): RNA polymerase II general transcription initiation factor activity; protein binding
Source: RefSeq, a predicted model, not a curated record